AUGGAUCUCGCCAUAGCUAGCCUAGUCCUAAUCUUUGUGAGUGCUACAUUCGGUGAUGGGGGCGGUGUACUGUUCUCGGGGUCGGUGACCUCUUGUUUCGCUGCUCGAGUGGAGCGGGAUCCGGGGUUGCUCGACCUGAAAGGAAUGAUGGUGUGGGGAUGCAUUGUUGAUGGUCGCAUUGUUGAUGUUGUUCGUGGUUGUGAUAAAUUUAGAAGAAGUAAGAAGAGAGGUGAAGUAGGCAAAGAAGGAGUAGACCGAGCAGUGUUACCCCUCCCUCAGUCCAGCUUGGCUGUUUCGAGCAGUGGGACCUCUCCCUCAAUCGAAGAUGCCACUCAAUCAGCAGCAGGGGCAGCAACUCCAGAUUCGUGUGAAAAGGUACAUGACAAUCCUCGAGCUGAUAGGAAACGUAGUUGGGUUUGGGAGCACUUUGAGGAAUACACUGAUACGAAAGUGAUUAAAGUUAAGGGUAAAGAAGAUAUUAUACAAGAGUUUAGGAGGGCUAAGUGUAUAUAUUGUCCUAAGGGUGCUGUAGGAGACUAUGCUUGUGAUUCUUACAAAAAUGGGACUCAGGGUAUGAUUAGGCACAUAAACAACUCAUGCAAGUAUUAUCCAGGAAGGAGGGUUGUCGAUAAGAAUCAGAAACUGCUUGUUGGUGAUAAAAGUAAGGGUAAUUCAUUGAAGGCUGUAGCUUAUAAUCCUGACGAAGUGAUGCAAGCUUGUGUUGAAAUGGUUGUAGUUGAUGAGCUUCCUUUUAGCUUUGUUGAGAAGCAAGGGUUUAGGAAGUUUUGUUAUGUUAUGCAGCCUUUGUUUAGGGUCCCCUGUAGGAAAACUUUGGUGAAAGACUUUCUGAAGUUGUAUGAUAGGACAAAGAAGAAAUUGAAAUCUGAUUUGGCACAUUAUAGAGUUUGCCUAACUACUGACACUUGGACAAGUGUUCAGAAUUUCAAUUACAUGGUGCUAACAGCACACUUUAUAGAUGAUGAGUGGGUUAUGCAUAAGAGGAUUAUCAAUUUCUGCACUAUCCAUAACCAUAGUGGAAAUUCGAUAGGGAUGUUGAUUGAGUCUUGUUUGAUUCAGUGGGGAAUAACCAAGGUUUUAACCAUUACAGUAGAUAAUGCGGCUGCUAAUAAGUGUGCUCUUGAGUUUGUUAGGUCCAAACUUAACAAAAGGGAAAACUCGGAAUCAAUCUUAGGGGGAAAGUUCAUGCAUGUUAGGUGUACUGCUCAUAUUUGUAACUUGAUUGUUGGAAGUGGGUUGAAAAGGUUGAAUAGGGCAGUGCUAGCCAUUAGAAAUGCUGUAAAGUUUGUUAGGUCUUCGGCAUCUAGGCUGGAUAGUUUUAAGGCAUGUGUAGCAAAGGAACAAGUCCCUUGCAAAGGCUUGGUGGUUAUGGAUGUUCCCACAAGGUGGAAUUCAACAUUCUUAAUGUUGGAAGCUGCCUUGAAGUUCAAAAAAGCCUUUGGAAGGAUGCUAGAGGAUGCUGACAGUGGCUUUGCUGCAUAUUUCAAGGAGCCUGAGGAAGAGUAUGAUGAGGAAGGGAAUGUGGUUCCAGUCAAAGGCAAUAGAAAUAGAGUUGGGCCACCGACAGAUGAAGAAUGGGAUAAGGCAGAGGUGUUUGUUCAGUUUCUGCGGGUUUUUUAUGAAGUUACUUUGAGGGUCAGUGCAAGUAAUCAUCCUACAAUUCAUACUACUUUCCAUGAUGUGUUGUCCAUGGAAACUGAGAUCAACAAGCUGUUUAUUGCUCGUGAAUUGCAAACAGGGAGUGAAACUGAGAAAGUGUUGAUUGAUAUGGCAGGACACAUGAGUUCUAAAUUUCUCAAGUAUUAUGGCUGCUUCAAGGAUCUAAAUCCUUUGGUGUUUAUGGGGCUUGUUCUUGAUCCCAGAUUCAAGCUACUUAAUAUCACCCAUUUGUUGAAAAAGAAGGGUAUGAUAAUGACAUUGUGGAAGCAAAAGCCAAGGAGUUAA
This is a messenger RNA of Rosa chinensis, 1962 nucleotides long. Its product is annotated as zinc finger BED domain-containing protein RICESLEEPER 2-like. Gene Ontology annotation, molecular function: DNA binding. The record is from RefSeq and is a predicted model, not a curated record. The transcript is spliced from 3 exons. The coding region runs from base 1 to 1962 and encodes 653 amino acids. NCBI's taxonomy places the organism in Eukaryota, Viridiplantae, Streptophyta, Magnoliopsida, Rosales, Rosaceae.